AUGGAGGUGGAGCGGGAGAGGUCCAAGACUACUCGAUUGGGAUGGAGCAAGAUUUUGACCGUCACCAUGAUCUGCUUGUUGACAGCUUGCCUGUUUGCGGAUCAGAACUUGAUGGCGCCCAAUCUCACAGCGAUAUCACAAGAGUUCUCCUUCACACCUCAGCAACGGGACGAAAAACUCGGCGGGGAGGUUGCGUUUGCGUUCUUCCUGGCUGGCGCUCCCAUCGCCCUGUGGAUAGGAUGGCUAGCAGACAAGAUGCCAAGGAAGUGGUUGUUCUGUGGAGUAGUGAUCCUAGGGGAGGGACCGGCGCUGGCUACCUUGUGGGUGAAGUCAUACCACGAGCUCCUCUUCCUGCGGGCCCUGACAGGCAUCGCUGUCGGGGGGGCUCUACCUCUGAUAUUCUCUAUGUUGGGUGAUAUGUUCGAGAACGAGAGGAGGAACGUCGUGUCUGCCAUAGUCUCCCUCUCCCAGGGGUUCGGCAUCAGCAUCGGGCAGUUCAUUAGCGGGGUGGUCGGGCCCCAGCAUGGCUGGAGGCUUCCUUUUGCCAUCGUCGCUGUGCCCUCCAUAGUCUUCACCUGCCUCGCAGCUCUGUGCAUGACUGAGCCUCAACCAGCACUGUACUCCGUCCCUUCCUCCUUCAUCCGUCCUCGUGUCCCUCGCUCAAUCCUUCGCUCGCUCGCUCGCUCGCUCUUUCCUCGCUGCCUUCUUCCCUUUGCCGGCCAGUCUGUCUAUCUGCCUGCCUGCCGUGCUGACCAGCUCCCGCAGGCUAUUCUGACGGCCUACAACGUCGGGGGCAUGGGGGAGGAAGAAGGGAAGGGAGAGGAGGAAAAGGAGGGAGUGACGAAGGUGAUUCAGAUCGGGGGGCUAGUAGGGCAGAUCGUCUACAAUCGCAACUCAACUUACGUCGGCGUGCUGAUGGCGAGCACGACGAGUUUAGGGAUCUUUCCUCUCAUGUACCUGCUCAACCUCCCAGAAGACCCUCCUGCCGUCCCCGUCCUCUGCGUCAUCGCAUUCUUCGGGGGAGUCAUCGCAUGCGUGACGGGGGCGAACAUACGAGCCGUCCUCCUCAACGUGAACGCGCCGGAGACGAGAGGGUCAGCGUUUGCCGUCUACACGCUCAUGGAUGACCUGGGGAAAGGCUUCGGCCCUGCCGCGAUCUCGGGCUUGAUCGCGCUCAGCGGCGGGAGGCAAGCAGCCUUCAACGGAGCUGUGCUGGUCGGCUGGAGCUCCUGCGCCUUGCUGCUGCUGUGCAUCUGCUUGACAUUGCGCAAGGACGAGCAGAAGCUGCAGCAGCAGAUCAAGUUGGGGCAGGGGGCGACGAGAUGCUGCUUUGUGUAG
Messenger RNA from Guillardia theta CCMP2712, 1338 nucleotides. RefSeq lists its product as hypothetical. Lineage: Eukaryota; Cryptophyceae; Pyrenomonadales; Geminigeraceae. The transcript is spliced from 7 exons. The coding region runs from base 1 to 1338 and encodes 445 amino acids. Gene Ontology annotation, biological process: transmembrane transport. Gene Ontology annotation, cellular component: membrane. The record is from RefSeq and is a predicted model, not a curated record. Gene Ontology annotation, molecular function: transmembrane transporter activity.